Messenger RNA from Ctenopharyngodon idella (grass carp), 3422 nucleotides. RefSeq names its product rho GTPase-activating protein 22 (gene arhgap22b). Bases 236 to 2317 code for a protein of 693 amino acids. Lineage: Eukaryota; Metazoa; Chordata; Actinopteri; Cypriniformes; Xenocyprididae. The transcript has 10 exons. Gene Ontology annotation, molecular function: GTPase activator activity. Gene Ontology annotation, cellular component: focal adhesion. Gene Ontology annotation, biological process: activation of GTPase activity; signal transduction. The record is from RefSeq and is a predicted model, not a curated record.
AGUAAGAUCCGGAGAGUGAGCAUGUGCGCGCGUCAAUGUGUGUGAGAGGAAUCCCUCCCCCAGCCCCCAACCAGCCGGUGCCUGCAACAUGAGGUCAGCGAGCUAGCGGGGAAGAGAGGAGAGAGCGAGGAGGAGAGGAAGAGGGAGCCACGGAGCAGAGGAGCAGGAGAGAGAAUGUACCGAGAGAAGAUCUGAGGAGGAGGAAUAUGCAGAGCAGAGGAAGUGAAACCCAUCGAUGGCAGCCAUGCUGAGUCCAAAGAUCAGACAGACCAGGAGAGCCAGGUCCAAGAGCAUGGUGAUGGGAGAGCCAUCACGUGGCUCAUGUCGACCCACCUCUCCAAGUCUCCAAGAGGGGGUGCUAAAGGCUGGCUGGCUGAAGAAGCAGAGGAGCAUCAUGAAGAAUUGGCAGCUGCGCUGGUUUGUGCUGCGUGCUGACCAUCUCUACUUCUAUAAGGAUGAGGAGGAGACCAAACCACAGGGCUGCAUCUCACUGAAGGGCAGCCAAGUGAACGAGCUGACAGCCAACCCAGAAGAACCCGGUCGACACCUUUUUGAGAUUGUGCCAGCUGGUGAGAAAGACAAGGCUGCGAUGAGCCAUGAGUCUUUUCUGCUCAUGGCCAACUCCCAGAGUGACAUGGACGACUGGGUGAAGGCCAUCAGACGGGUCAUAUGGGCUCCAUUUGGAGGAGGCAUAUUUGGGCAGCGUUUGGAGGACACCGUCCAGUACGAAAGGAAGUUUGGUCCUCGUCUCGCCCCUCUCUUGGUUGAGCAGUGUGUGGAUUUCAUUAGGGAACAGGGGCUUGAUGAAGAAGGCCUGUUCCGGAUGCCAGGCCAAGCUAACCUCGUUAAGGAGCUUCAAGAGGCCUUUGACUGUGGAGAUAAACCUCAGUUUGACAGUAACACUGAUGUCCACACUGUGGCUUCCCUGCUGAAGCUGUAUCUCAGGGAGCUGCCCGAGCCAGUCGUUCCCUUCUGCAAGUAUGAGGAUUUCCUCACUUGUGCUCAGCUCCUGGCCAAAGAUGAGGAGGAGGGAAUACAAGAAUUAGGGAAACUAGUGACGACGCUUCCAGCUGCCAAUUACAACCUUCUGAAAUAUAUAUGCAAAUUUCUGGAUGAGGUGCAGUCUCACUCAAUUGAAAACAAAAUGGGUGUGCAGAACUUGGCCACCGUGUUUGGACCAAAUAUCCUUCGUCCUAAAAUGGAGGAUCCAGUAGCUAUAAUGGAAGGCACCUCCCUUGUUCAGCAUCUCAUGACGGUACUGAUUAGCAAGCAUGAUCGCCUGUACACUGAAAAAGACUCUGAAACAUCACAGAACCAGAUGGAGAUAAAGGACCAAAGCCAGCAACAUCAUCAGUCCAACCUGGUUGACUGGAUCUCUGAGGAGGAUCUCCAUACCUGCCCACCCACAGCCAAGAAUGACCCAACCAGUAGCAGUGCCUCAUCUGCGGAUGCCGUUUCCACCUCCAAAUCGGUGCCUCAGGGAAAGGGAGAGACGGCCGUCAGUCCUAGUAAGCAGGUUAAAACACUUCCAGGGUGGAAGUACACCUUCAAAGGCUCCUCACCCCGGCCACAGUCCGCCAAAGUCGCCGGCUCCGCGGUGGACGUGACCACGGCCUCCAGCGGGAACUGGCUCAUGAACGGGCUGUCCUCGCUGCGGGGACACCGCCGCACCUCCUCCGGAGAACGCUCCAGAGAUUCAGGCUCCUCUCAGAGACUGUCCACCUAUGACAAUGUCACAUCUUCUUCAAGUCUGGGCAGCGUGCUGAGUAUAGACAGCACGCCUUGGUCCACUUCAUCAUGUGACAUAUCGGUCCCAGACUCCGGAGGUGACCCGUUAGGGCCCGAAGACGGGCCGCAGCCGGAGGAGGAACGGGCCGAGGAGGAAGCGAAGCCCAGCGAACACGAGGACGUCGGCAGCACUGCGGAGAACCGCUCGAGCGCUGUGUUUUGCAGUGACAAUGGGAACGUGGCACCGGUCAUUACAGUUGUGGAUGAAGACGCAGACGAAGGCUCCUCGUCUCUGACCAGCGUCGUGGCAGAGCUGAAAGAAGAGCUGAGGAAGCAGAAACAGACUUAUGAAUCGAGAAUUAAAAAGCUGGAAGAGUCCAGUGCAGCCCUGUGCGCGCAGAUGGAGAGACUUGAGCAGGAGAUGGAACAGGAGAGAAAAAGAAAACGAAUGCUUGAGAUCAAACUUAGAAACUCUGAACGUGCCCGUGAGGACGCAGAAAACCGCAAUCGCCUCCUUGAGAAAGAAAUGGAAGACUUCUUCUCCACGCUGGGGGAUCUGGCUCUCGGGAGUCGUACCAGUGACAUUUAAUGCAAAAAAUAAACAGCCAAAGUCACAAGGACCACACAAGAUGAUGUUGUCUCAGAGCACUCAGGCAUCUCCAUUAAUUAUCUGGACAAUUUAAUGUUUGCAAAAUUUCUUGUGUUCAUCAAAUCAGUCCUUUCCACGAUCACUCUGAUUCUACCAGUUAAUGUUUCAAGGAGGCUCUCGCCAUUCCAGCAGUGUCGUUUUAAAGCGACUUCUUUUUGCAGGUUUCAGCUGAAAAGGAAACGUAUGGAACAUCUGAAUCCGGUCCUGAAAUCAGUUCAAGCAUCCUUUGCAUGUCCCAGUCUGAAUGCUAAUAAGGACAGUUCGAGCAGAUCUGUUGGCUUUGGCACAUUAAGCAAACCACUGCCCCAAAAAAACAUGUCACUUAUAAUGACAGUGGGACAGUGCCUUUGCCUUUUGCAAAAUGUAACGCAAGCGUACUUGACUAAAAUAGCUCCAGAUCUUGGCAUUGAAUACUUUUUCUUGCAUAUUCGGUGGUAUUUUGAGACUGUCAAAGUGCCGCUUUCAUUUAAAAGAAUCUAGAAAUGUGACUUUUUGUCAAUUGAGCAAAUUUUUUAAUUUAUUUUACACUGUUUAAGUGCAUAGAAAGUCUAGAAAUGCUCUGUGGAUGUUUCUUAAAAUGAGUGGUCAAAUACUGUCAUAGAUUUUGUAGACUCAGCUCAUUCUCUGAACUGUUUUCUGACUGCAUAGUAGGUCAUAUAUUAUAUAUUAGCAUGAUGGCCGUAGCCUAAUGGUUAACUUUCCAGGCUGCUAAUAUGAAUGUUUCAGGUUCAAUCUCAAGAAGAAGAGACCCAGAAACUGGACAUCACCACUGUGCCCUCAAGCAAAGUGCUUUUUUGCUGCUCAACAUGUUACAGUUAUCAAUCCAUUUGGAUAUUACUAGAACGACAGCUUUUACAAAAGUCUUUAAUGCAUAUUUAGAGUAUGUGAAGAUGUUAUACAUCAUUAUGAUUAGACUAUUAUCCUGCGGUCAUACAUGACGAUUAGUCUUCUGUGCUGUGCUGAAAUGUUACCAUGUGUCACUGUGGUGGUAUGUAAUUAUUCACAAAGAACUAAAUUAAAUGGUAAACUGAAAGAACGUACCUGA